Molecule: messenger RNA, 2006 nt
Organism: Suillus clintonianus
Lineage: Eukaryota; Fungi; Basidiomycota; Agaricomycetes; Boletales; Suillaceae
Product: cytochrome P450
Exons: 12
Coding region: 286-1818 (510 amino acids)
Molecular function (GO): heme binding; iron ion binding; monooxygenase activity
Source: RefSeq, a predicted model, not a curated record
AUCCUACAGUCACCGUGCCAUAUAUGUGCUCGAUCUGUUGCUAGUUUCCACGGAGAUCGAUGGCCUCUAUCAUUCCCGACAACAUAAUGAAGCCUCCGCAAAGUUCGGGAGGAAAAACUGUCUUCCUUCUAUCACUGCCAAGGGCUGACUAUGGGAGACUAUUGAAAGUUCGGUAAAGAUAACGUUCAGGUAUAAAUAACAUGAUCAGUUGAUACGACUCCUCUCAUCUGAUAAUAUUCCCUACACAAACCCACUCUCAAGUUGCUCGUCAUUUGCUAGUAGACUAUGUUGGCACUCACCAACAUCACUUGGUUCGACCUAUGCCUUGCGUGUGUCGGAGCGUAUCUGUUAAAGCAUGCGUUCAACAAGAAGAAUCCUGCACCGUAUCCCCCUGGUCCUCCAGGGUGGCCUCUCAUCGGGAACGUCCUAGACAUGCCCCGCAUCAAGCCCUGGCUUACCUUCGCUAUGUGGGGCAAGAAGUAUGGUGAUAUCUCGCAUAUCGAGGUUCUGGGUCAACAUAUCGUGGUGGUGAACUCUGUCAAGACUGCGAUGGACAUGUUGGAUAAGAAGAGCACUGUGUACUCUGAUCGUCCUAUCAUUACUCUUGGCGGUGAACUCGUUGGCUGGAAGCACAUCAUGACUCUUCUCCCUUACGGUGACCAUUUACGCCGGUACCGCAAGAACUUCCACCGCGUCAUUGGCAGCCGCGCUGCAGUGGACGUAUACAGCCAGAUCGAAGUGGUUGAGACUCGCCGAUUCCUUAAGCGCGUGUUUGCGACACCCGACCAAUUACAGGAACAUAUUAGACACACCGCUGGGGCUAUCAUUCUGCGCAUCUCUCAUGGUUAUGAAGUGAAAGAGAGCAAUGAUCCCUUCGUUGAUCUUGCAGAUCGUGCUAUGGACCAAUGGUCGCGUUCUACUGCUCCUGGUGCCUUCAUGGUUGAUUUUAUGCCAUUCUUGGCCAAGGUCCCCGAGUGGUUCCCUGGCGCUGACUUCAAGCGUCUAGCCCGUGAAUGGCACGAGACCCUUGAUGAAAUGGUUUCUGCACCCUACAAGUUCGUCAAGGAUCAGAUGGCUGCUGGCAUUGCCCCGAAGUCUUUUACCUCGGAUCUGUUGGAAGGCCGUACUCUGUCUGUGGAAGAUGAUCACGUUGUGAAAUGGUCUGCUGGAUCUCUAUAUGCCGGCGCUUCCGACACGACUGUUUCUACAAUCUACUCACUCUUCCUGGCUAUGUCACUAUUCCCUGAUGUGCAGAAGAAGGCUCAGGCUGAAAUAGAUGCUGUUGUCGGUCCCGAUCGUCUUCCCUCAUUCACCGACCGAGACUCUCUCCCCUACACUGAGGCGCUUACCAAAGAAGCCCUACGAUGGCAUGCUGUUAUCCCUACCGGUUUCGCCCACUGUGUCACUGAGGACGACAUCCAUGACGGGUACUACAUUCCAAAAGGUUCCUUAGUGAUACCUAACAUUUGGUUCAUGCUCAAUAAUCCGGAGACAUAUGCCAACCCCUCACAAUUCAACCCUGAACGGUUUUUGGCUAAUAAUGGAAAGAAGCCUGAGACAGAGCCUCGCACAAUAUGCUUCGGCUUUGGAAGACGUAUCUGUCCAGGUCUCCACCUCGCUGAAGCCUCCGUCUGGAUAUCCACGGCGAUGUCAUUGGCCGUAUUCGAUAUCUCCAAGGUCGUCGAGAACGGCGUUGAGAUCACCCCUGAGGUUGAUCCCUCGUCAGGCACGAUCAGUCACCCCAAAUCCUUCAAGUGCUCUAUUAAACCUCGCUCUGCCAAAGCCGUUGCACUCAUUGAGCAGGAUGUUAGCCACUAAGCGCACAAACAUUGGUGGUGGGCAACACCCGCCAACACAGUGUGCAUUCCCACGGGCCUUAGACGCCCAAAUAGCAGAUAUGAGGCGGCACAAACGUCUGGGUACCGUAUUCUCAACUUUUUGAACAAUCCAACUAGACCAAAAUACUAUGUAAUAGCCUAGGAAUAAAAUGUUGAGGCCAAAAUUUU